Molecule: messenger RNA, 624 nt
Organism: Hydra vulgaris (swiftwater hydra)
Lineage: Eukaryota; Metazoa; Cnidaria; Hydrozoa; Anthoathecata; Hydridae
Source: RefSeq, a predicted model, not a curated record
AGUAAUACAAAACUAAAUUACACUAAAAUAAGUGCAAAUGUGAUGGUAGCUAUGAAAACUGAUAUGGGUAUCCCAUGGGAAAAACUUAAAGUAAUGUCUAGAUGGCUCAAAAAAUAUGAUAUAACCACUGCAUCUAAUGCUUCACAAAGAGUUGUAGCUGAAAAUUGGUCGGGAAACGACAUUAUUGUUGAAAAUGCUCCUUUCACAUUUAAAAAGGAACAAAAAGGAAAGAUUGAAAUUAAUGAAGUACCUUGGGGUUAUAUUGUAGAUUUACCAAAGCAUAUUUUUACUCAUCUUGAACAAUUAGAAAGCUGUAACAGUCUUGUGUAUCAUAAGUUUAUGCCACAAAAAGAAAUUCAAAUUAAAAUUGGAGGAGAUUAUGGUGGAGGAAGUUUUAAGAUGUGUUAUCAGGUUGUUAAUACCUUAAAUCCAAAUAGUACAGAAAAUACAAUUGUUUUUAAUAUAUUUGAAUCAAAAGACCUCAGAGUUAAUAUUAAAGUAGGCAUGACAAGAUUUCAAAAACAAAUAGAAGACUUACAAACAAUGAAGUAUAGGGGCAAUAAUAUUAGAGUUUUUAUCUUUGGUGAAUAUGAAUUUCUUUGUGCAUUGUAUGGAAUUUCAUGA